Molecule: messenger RNA, 2336 nt
Organism: Dryobates pubescens (Downy woodpecker)
Lineage: Eukaryota; Metazoa; Chordata; Aves; Piciformes; Picidae
Gene: PTCD1
Product: pentatricopeptide repeat domain 1
Exons: 8
Coding region: 105-2222 (705 amino acids)
Biological process (GO): tRNA 3'-end processing
Cellular component (GO): mitochondrial matrix
Molecular function (GO): tRNA binding; protein binding
Source: RefSeq, a predicted model, not a curated record
UCCGCCCGCGCCUGCGCCGCGCCUGCGGUGAAGGGAGCGGGGCCGGUGCAGGCCUGGGGGUGGUUUCCUCUCCGCAGCCGUCUGCCGGUGGCCAAGAGCAGGUCAUGAGAUCCAUGCGAGUCCUCGGGCCGAUCGCUCUGCGGUGCCGCUGGGCGUGUCUUGUGCAGCCCAGGAAGGCCCCGAGCCUGCUCUGGGCCUCAGGUCAGGGGCCGCUGCCGGGCUGGAGGCCGUUCCGAUCCUCGCAGGUGUCCUGCAAGCUGCCUGGUGGAGACCCGAGAGAGAGCGAUGCUGGCAGCUGCGCUGGAGCUGUUGGGGCGGAGGAGGAGGAGGAGGAUGAUGACGAAGGCGUGGAGUUCGGGACGCUGUCUAAUAAAUUUUCCUCAAGAAAAUAUUAUCGCAAAACCACUUCACGCUUCCAUAAUUUAAAGCUUCAUGAAGAUGGAGAGGAAGAACCGGAAAGAAAACCUCGACGCGGACCGAAGAACACACCAUACUGGUACUUCUUAAAAUGCAAGGCUCUCAUCAAAGAGGAUAAGCUGGCAGAGGCUCUGGAGCUGUUUGAGGUGCAGAUGCUGAAGGAGGAGCGUGUGCAGCCAGAAGAAAGCAAUUACACAAUUCUGAUUGGUGGCUGUGGCAGAGUUGGCUACGUGAAAAAGGCUUUCAGGCUCUACAAUGAUAUGAAGAAACGAGGCUUGACUCCCACUGAGGCCACGUACACAGCCCUGUUCAAUGCCUGCGCCGAGUCCCCGUGGAAGGACUCUGGGCUGCAGAGUGCCCUCAAACUGCGCCAGCAGCUGAAGAGCAAGAAUGAGGAGCUGAACCUCAUCACCUACCAUGCACUGCUGAAGGUCUGCGCCCUCUGCUCGGAUCUCAGGAUGUGCUUUGAUGUACUGAAGGAGAUCGUGCAGAAGGGCCAUGUGCUUACAGCUGAGACCUUCAGCUUCCUCCUCAUGAGCUGCAUCAAGGACAGCGAAAACGGCUUCCGGUAUGCCCUGCAGGUCUGGAAACAAAUGACUGCCCUUGGAAUAAAGGCUAACAGCCACAGUUACAAUCUGCUGUUGCGUGCUGCCAGAGACUGUGGGAUAGGGGAUCCCAUGGUGGCAUCCAGGCUCCUGCUCAGCCCCAGCACUGAGAACCCAGCUCAGCUAAGGCUUGCACCCGUGAGGCAGAGGGAAAAGGGGAAAAGUCAGAGGAGGAAAGGAGCAGAGCAUGCAGCUGCUGUCCAGCUGGAUGUGGAAGCCAUGGAAAACCAAUUCUUUCAGGAGAAGCUGGUGCAGCCUGAAGAACUGAUCUGCCCACAAACCAAAGAUGUGACUCAGGCUGAAGCAGAACCAGCUGCCCUGGACUGCCCCAGCACAGCUGGCAGCAGGACCGAAGUGUUGGUGACAAAAGGCCAGAACGAGGUGGAGCAGGCACAAGCAGACCUAAGCCAGAAGCUGCCCUUCUGCAAGCUGCCCAACUUGCUGGAUUCCAGGAGACCCAGUGCAGAGGUGGUGUCCCUGGGGACAGUGGCCACCCCAGCCCAUCGACUGGCUGUGAUGGGGGAUGUGGAAGGCUUCUUGAAUAAAAUGAAAGAGGACAAUGCAGAACCCAACAUUAAAACAUUUACAUUGCUGGCUGAACUGGUGGAACCCCAAAGCCCUUCAGAGUCCUAUUUGCUGGCAAGCUUAGAUAAGCAUAAAGUGAAAGUAGAUGUUACCUUCUAUAAUACUUUAAUAAGGAAGAAAAGUAAACAGGGAGAUCUGGAAGGAGCAAAGAGCAUGUUACCAGCUUUAGUGAAGAAGGGACUGUCUCCCAACCUCCACACCUUUUGCAACUUGGCCAUUGCCUGCCACCAAGAGAAGGAUGGGCUGCAAUUGCUCUCAGAUUUGAAGAGGUCUGGUGUGACUCCCAACAAACACAUCUACAGCACCCUCAUCGCUGCUGCUGUGAAGCAGCUCAACUACAAUUACCUCACCGAGAUCCUGCGAGACAUGAGGAGAAACCAGGUGGCUCCCAAUGAAGUCAUCAUACGCCAGCUGGAGUUUGCAGCACAGUACCCUCCAAAGUUUGACAGGUACAAGUCAAAGAACCCCUACCUGGAGAGGAUCGAUGGCUUCCGGGGCUACUACUAUCGGUGGCUGAAAUUCAUGGCAGGAGAGGAGACCCCGCACCCCUGGGCAAAAUACAGGACAGCCACGUGGGAGGCAGAUGAGGGGAAGGAAGAGGCUGGCCAGAAGUAGCAGCAAGCAGGACACACAGUCCUGCAUCCUCCUUGCGCUGGAAGAACUUGGAACUUACUCCCUUAAACUGUGGUGUAGUAAAGCUGCUGUGAAGCCAGGUUCUACCCAAUAAAA